Molecule: messenger RNA, 7789 nt
Organism: Paramormyrops kingsleyae
Lineage: Eukaryota; Metazoa; Chordata; Actinopteri; Osteoglossiformes; Mormyridae
Source: RefSeq, a predicted model, not a curated record
GGAAACAGUCUCCUAGCGGUGAGGUGGGGGUGAAAAGGGAGUCGCUGGGAAAACGGGUUAACCGGGCAACUAGAAGGAGCGACUCUUGUAACCGGGCCUCCCUGUCACGCUAAGCAGACGGACAACACACCAUCGUGGCGAGGACUCGUUUUUGAUGGAUGAUUUCCCUUUUUGUGGUAGCAAGCUGAGAACGCGCCUUUCUGAGUAUUAACUGGGAUUUUCUUUCCAGGGCGCCAUCCCCUUCCCCCCCAUCCCCUUGUCCUUUUUUGUUUUUCCAUUUUGUCCCUCCUCCACUUUGUUUUGACGGAUAGCACAUCAUAGUGGAGUGGAACUGAGUCCAUGGUUGGACCGGGCUGAAGCCCUCUGACAGACAAGAGGCUAGUAACUUAAAGAAGCAUGAGUACUGCAAAGCCCAGUGGGCUGAAAGCGCCCAGCAAGAUUGGCAGGCCAGCUGUGGCUGCUGCGAAGACAGCACCCUCCACAGCUGUGCCUAAACCUGUUCUGGCCGAAAAGUCUGCAAGUCCCGCCUCAGCAGAGCCGCAGGAUGCAGCAGAGAGCUUCCAGGUUGGGGAGCGUGUGUGGGUAAACGGCAACAAGCCCGGCUUUGUGCAGUUCCUGGGUGAAACACAGUUUGCGCCUGGCCAGUGGGCAGGCAUCGUGCUGGAUGAGCCCAUUGGGAAGAACGAUGGCUCAGUGGCAGGCGUGCGCUACUUCCAGUGUGAGCCUCUGCGAGGCAUCUUCACUCGGCCCUCCAAGCUGGCCCGUACAGAGGGCGAGGCCAAUGGCGCACAGACGGCACCCCCCUCCAGAGCAGCCUCCCCCACUUCUGCUGCCCCGGCUGCCACCACCGCCCCAGCCUCCGCAGCCAGUCCUGCUCCCGUUCCUGCCACGGGCUCUGCCCCAGCCGCAGCAUCAGCCCCAGUCCCAGCCCCCAAGAAGACCUCACCGACAGAUCCAGCCUCCAACCUGGCACGGGCCAAUAGUGAGUCUGUCUCCAACCUGUCCGAGGCAGGCUCAAUUAAGAAGGGUGAACGGGAGCUGAAGAUGGGAGAUCGCGUGCUGGUCGGGGGCACCAAGGCCGGUGUGGUGCGGUUCCUGGGUGAGACAGACUUUGCCAAGGGCGAGUGGUGUGGCGUGGAGCUGGAUGAGCCUCUGGGAAAGAAUGACGGGGCGGUGGCUGGAACCAGGUACUUCCAGUGCCAGCCCAGGUAUGGCCUGUUUGCCCCAGUGCACAAGGUGACGCGCAUUGGUUUCCCAUCCACCACACCGGCCAAAGCCAAGGCGGCUGCGGCACGCAAGUCCGUGGCCACGCCGUCCUCCCUCAAGCGCAGCCCCAGCGCCUCCUCCAUCAGCUCCAUGAGCUCAGUCACUUCCUCCGUCAGCGGCAAGCCCAGCCGUACAGGCCUGCUGACGGAGACAUCAUCUCGCUAUGCACGCAAGAUCUCGGGCACCACGGCUUUGCAGGAAGCCCUGAAGGAGAAGCAGCAGCACAUCGAGCAGUUGCUGGCCGAGCGGGACCUCGAGCGAGCCGAGGUUGCCAAGGCCACUAGCCACGUGGGCCAGGUGGAGCAGGAGCUUACGCUGCUGAGGGAGGGCCAGGAGCAGUAUGUGCUGGAGAUGGAGGCCAAGAUGGACCAGUUGCGUGUGUUGGUGGAAGCUGCAGACAGGGACAAGGUGGAGCUGCUGAACCAGCUGGAGGAGGAGAAAAGGAAAGUGGAGGACCUUCAGUUCCGUGUGGAAGAAGCCUGCAUUACCAAAGGGGACCUGGAGACGCAGACCAAACUGGAGCAUGCCCACAUUAAGGAACUCGAACAGAGCCUGCUCUUUGAAAAGACCAAAGCUGACAAACUCCAGAGAGAGUUAGAAGACACUAGGGUAGCAACGGUUUCUGAGAAAUCUCGUAUAAUGGAGCUGGAGAGAGACUUAUCCCUACGAGCCAAGGAGGUGGCUGACCUGCGCAUGUGCCUGGAGUCGUCACGGGGGGUGGAGGCCGGCCACUUUGUGCCCUCUGGCUCAGAGGAGCUCAGCUUGCUGAAGGCUCAGCUGGCAGCACAGGGUGCGGAGCACCAGCACGAGCUAGCUGUCCUGAGGGAACGCUUGGAGGCCAGUGAGAAGGCCUGGCAGGAAGAGCGUGCCCAGCUGAAGGCCAACAGUGACCAGCUCUCCCAGGAAAAUGAGCUGCUUCAGGGUCGCCUUAGCCAAGCUGAAAAGGAGAAUGCGGAUGUCGUCCAACUGUGGCGGACCAAACUCGAGUCGGCCAUUGUCUCCAACCAGCAGACCAUCGAAGACUUGAAGGUGUCCUUUGGCAAGGAUGCAGGAGCUCAGUCUGCUGAGCUGGUGGAACUGAAGAGUGCCAUAGAGAGGCUGAAGAUGGAGCACAGUUUGCAAUUGGAAGAGCUUAAGUCCAGGAAGGAGGCUGAGGGAACAUCCAGGUCCCGUGAGAUAGAGGAUCUGCAUGGCCAGUUGAUGCAUACCUCAGAAGAGAAGGAGAGGCUGGCAGAGUCACUCCGCAGCAGCCUGGAGAGUGCUGAAGAACAGCACCUGGUGGAGAUGGAGGACGUCCUGGGCAAGCUUCAUGCUGCUGAAGUGAAGGUAAAGGAGCUAGAGGACUUGGAGGGCCAGUAUGAGCAGCAGGUCUCUGAGCUGCAGGCUCUGAGGGAGCAGGUUAGGGAGUCCAGGGAAGCCCUGCAUGCCCAGGAGGUUCAAGGUAACCAGGAAGUUCAGAAACUGAGGGCCAGUGUGGAGGCAGCUGAAGCCACAUCCCACUCGCAGUCUGCCAAGGUCACAGACCUGGUCAGAGAACUGGAGGGCAGGCAGCAGGAGAUGCUGUCCCUCAAGGAGAAGCUGGCAGCCACUGAUAAAGAGAGAUUCUCUUUGGAGCAGCAGCUGGGUAACCUGAAGCAAAACCUUGAUGGUUCAACAGCAGAACAGAGUAAAACUGCCCAAAUCCUGCAAGAAACCUUGGAGAAGCUUGGUGAGAAAGAGGCUCAGUUCACCGCCCUUUUGACAGAGACGGAGACCCUUAAGAGCCAGCAGGCCGGGAUGGGCAGGAAGAUGAAGGCAGCAGAGGAGAAACUGGACAGGCUGACUGCAGACAAGGCCAAGCUGGAGAGCGACAUGGCAGACAUGAUGAAGUUGUCGGGAGACAGCUCCGCCCAGCUAACCAAGAUGAACAAUGAGCUCAACCAGAGAGAGAGGUGCGUGGAGGAGCUGCAAGCCCAGCUUUCUGAGGCCAAGGAGCAAGCAGCAUACCUGGAAGAGAGUCGGCGACAGAGUGAGGAGCGGGUGGCCCAACAGCUGCGGGAGGCAGAGGGGAAGCACCAGGCUGAGCUGCAGGGACGGAGUCAGCAGCUGGCCCAGCUGGAGGCGAGCAUGAAACAGGUGCAGGCCCAGAACGAGGAGCUCCAGGCCUCCCAAGCCAUCUCCCUAAAGAAGCAGACAGAGCAACACAACCAGCAACUCCAGGAUCUUCAUGCCAAGCUGGAGGCGGUCGAGCUGGAGCUUGGUACAACACAAGGCCGCACUGUGGACCUAGAACAGCAGGUGCUUGAGCUGAAGUCCUACAAAGAACAGGCCCAGUCCCUUGUUGUCGAGCUAGCCUCCUCCAAGCAGGAAGCUGAGCAGUUAGGUGCACAGUUGGAGGUUCAGACAUUAGAAUUAGAGAGAGCGUCUAGAGAGAUCGCUGAAUCUGGAGCUCUGAGAGAGGCCCUUGAGACACAGCUCUCUGAUGCCGCCGUGAAUCUCUCUACACUGGGAUCCAGCCGCACAGAACUUCUGUUGAGAUCUGAGGAACUAAUGCAGCUUAAUAGGCAGGUUCUCCUACAGAAAGAAGCGCUUCACUCCAAGAAUCAGGAGCUGCACAAGGAAACAGCCGCAUUGUGUUUGGAGAAGGAGACCCUUUCCCAGGCCGUCGAGGAGCUUAGUGUCCGUAUAAAAGAUGUGGAACUGGCCAACAAGAGGUUUCAGGAUACUGAAGCAGAAUACAUGGGCCAAUUGGAGGAGCUUCGCAAGAUAAAUGCUGAGAGGCAGGAAGAUCUUCUAAAGUACCAACAGGAGAUCCAAAACCAGGAGAAUAACAGGAAACAACUCAUGAAGGACUACGAGAAGAUUUUUGAGGAAAAAGAAAGCAUCCAGGAGGAACUGAAGCAAAGCAAAGAGAAACUGACAUCUGAGCAGGAGAAGCUGGCAGUUGCAAUAGACUUGGUCAGAGAGGAGAACACCAGCUUAAGUACCAAGAACACUGAGCUAGAGGCCAGAUGGGCUUCACUUAACAUGGAGAAAGAGGAUCUUUACGCAAGAAAUGCUCAGCUGCAUGCAGAGGCUAAUACUCUUGAGAAGGAAAAAGCUGAGAUUCUUGAACAGCUUCAGUCAUCUGUUUCUGACAAGGAAGCUCUUGGAGUGGAAAAAAGAGAUCUUCAAAAUCAACUGCAUGCUACCAAGAAAGACCUGGAGAAGUCUCUUUAUGACAAUACUGAGUUGCAGGCCUCUAAAAACAGCCUGGCCAAGAUGCUAGAGGAAAUUAAAACCAGCAGGGAGAUCACUGACUCUGAAAGACUCCACCUUUUGCAGGAGAAGGAAGACUUGUUGGCUCAUCAGAGGAAGGUAUGUAUGGAGAGGGCUGAGAUCCUCAGGGAGAAAGAAGAGCUGUCUGAGAAGCUCUGCCUCUCAGCCGCUGCCUUAGAGAAGUCCCAGCAAGAGGUCACAUCCCUGAGCCAGGAGAAGCAGGCACUCAACAGCAAGCUACAGGAAGCAGAGAAGCAACUUAUUGGCCUCCAAGCUGAGAAAGCAGCCCUUGACCUUGCAGUGCAGCAGCAUGUGAGUGAGAAGCUCUGUUUGGAGAAGGACAAGGGAGAUCUGAUAGAAAAGCAUGAAAGGGAAAUAUCUGAGAAGGAGGCUCUUGCAAAGGAAAAGGACAAACUGGCAGAUGAUGUCCAUUUCAUAAAGGAGCAGCUGGAGAACUCUUGCAGAAUGAAUGAAAACCUCCUGGAGGACAAGGUCGUUUUAACAGCCAUGCUAGAGGAAAUGAAAAGUAGCAUGAUGACGGUGGGUGCUGAGAAAUCUAUGAUGGAGCAGGAAAAAUCAGAUCUGCAAGUCCAGCUGCAGAUACAGUGCUCCCAUAAGGAAGCCCUUGAGGGAGAGAAAGCUGAUCUGAUAGAGAAAUUACAGAAACUGAAGGAUGACUCUGAUUAUGUACAGAUGGAGGUGGUGCAGGAAAGGGAGACCUUGAAGGCAGAGAGAGACUGCCUUGUUCUUAGGGAGACUGACUUGAUCCGGGGUCUGCAGGAGCUAGAAAAGGAGAAAAAGAAACUUUUAGCUCGGAUGCAGGACAUCUCUGCUCAGAAUGAAAGUCUCUCAGGAGUAAAACAGCAUGUGGAACUUCAGCUACAGGACAGUGCCAGUGAAAUAAAGAAGCUGGCUGUAGCUAAGGACGUCCAGGACAGAAAAGUGACAGACCUUCAGGGAGAGCUGUGCACUCUGGCCAUCAGCCUGAAGGAGGAGCAAGGCAAGGCCAUUGCCUUUAUCCAAGAGGCAGAGACCCUGAGGUUUCAGCUGAAGCAGAUCAGUCUAGAAAAAGAGAACCUGGUUGCUGAGAAAGCAAGCAUUGCUGCUAAGUUAGAAGAGGUGGGUAGAGAAACUGCCUCUAUGGCCAAGGAGAAAGUAAACCUCCUGGAUGCCAAAUCCAAGCUCGAGCAAGAGAUGGAGUCCUUUCUCAAUGGUCAGGAGGCGAGUGCUGCUGAGAGCUUAAGGCUCCGGCAGGAGGCUAAAGCCCAGCAGGCCACCUUGUUGGCGCUGGAGGCAGAGCUUGCCACGCUUCGGGUUGAGAAGGCCUCGCUGGAGGAGAAGCAGCGGGCAUCCCUGGAAAAGGCAGACGCCUCUGGCCGAGCCCAGGCUGAAAUCUCUGCUAGCCUGAGUGCCUUACAGGGCGAAAGGGAGACCCUGGUCAGGGAGAGGGACCAAGCUGCCCAGAAAGUCAUGCAUCUCGAAGCCCUGCACAAAAACGCUCUGUCCCAGCAGCUUGAGGCCGCCCAGUCUGCUGGGCAGCUACAGCAGGCCCUGGAGCAGCUUACACAGGAAAAAAAUCGGCUGCUUCAGGAGAGGAGUGGGAUCCAGACCCGCCUGCAGGAGAGCCAAGGGACCAUGCAGGAGCUGCAGGCGCAGCUGGAUACCCUGAAACAGCAGAACUCCAAAUACCUGGAGGAGCUGAGUCUGUCAAGGGAGCAGCUCGGCUCUGAGAACCAGAAGAUCAGCAGCCUGUCCAGAGAGAUAGAGGAGCUGAAGCUGGCCACUACCCAGAAGUCUCAGCGUCUUGCUGCUCUGCAGGAGGAAAACACUAAACUGGCCAAGGAGCUGGAUAGCAGUCGACAGGAAGGAAGCUGUCAGAAGGAGCUGGAAGAUGAGCUCUCCACUCUGAACAGUCAGCUCCUUCAGAUGAAGAUGAGAGAGAACUCCCUGAAGAAGGAAUCUAACGAGGAGAAGAUCUCCUUCCAUCAAUCCAUCCAGAAGAGCAGCACCUUGAUCUCGGCAAAGGACAAAGAGCUGGAGGCCCUGAGAAACGAGAUCGCCGUCUUGCGGGAUGAAAAUGUCGUCGCUAAGACAUACCAGUCAGCCGUCCGCUCCUUGGAGCUGGAUAAAGCGCGACUGCAGGAGCAGGUGCGGAGCCUGGAGCAAAGGCUGGUGGGGGGCGAGCCCACUGCCCCUGGAGGAUCCUCAGGUGAUCCAGCUCUGGCACAGCUCCGGGAGGAGAAGGAGUCAGCUGAGAGCCAGCAGGCAGCGAUCGACUUCCUGAACUCGGUCAUCGUGGACCUGCAGAGAAAGAACGAGGAGCUGAAGUCUAAGCUGGAGAAGAUUUCGGAAGCGGCACUCAAUGGAAAUAAUCCUGACGAGCUCGACAGCUACGACUGUUUCGGUGAGGACCAGCCCAAAAAGAAGCCCCCACCACGGCUUUUCUGCGACAUCUGUGACUGCUUCGACCUGCACGACACUGAGGACUGCCCCACACAAGCUCAGACGCCCGACUCACCGCCCCACACAGCUUACCACGGCAGCCGUGCUGACGAGCGGCCCUACUGCGACAUCUGUGAGGUGUUUGGCCACUGGACCGACUCCUGCAAUGACGACCAGACGUUCUGAGCCCUUGUCGUAACUUCACAUGCCUCAGGCCCAGAACCCGACCGCAUGGCAAACUUGCUCAGUUUGGAUUGCCAUUGCUAUCUGUGUGAUUAUUAUUAUAAUUAUUAUUAUUAUUAUUAUUAUUAUUAUUGCCCUACUGUAAGCGGAGCUGCUUUCACUAUCUGCCUGGAAACGCUUGCUCAGUUUUAUUGUUUAAAAAAAAGACAAUGCAAUCAUGACUACAAAUUAUACUGUUAUCUUUUUUUUUUUUUGAUACCCGUGCCAUGCAUUCUUUUUUUUUUUGCAAGUGGGUUCACACAACCUGCAGACAUCAGUAUUGUCCUGCAUGUUUGAAAACCUGAAGAACUCUGUUCUCUGUUCACAACUUUGGCUGAGGCACUGUGUGUGAAGACCUGCCAAGUCAGCUUCUACGAACCGUUGCCCUUCACACUUCAUUGUUUCUCUUUCCCCUUUUAAGUAUUGCAGCUCCUUUUAACUGCCUUUGUAUGAAUGUGUUUAACUUAUCAUUUUCAAAGGAUAAAAUAUUAGAGUUAUCAUGCUGUUAUUUUACAUAUCACUUUUUGUUCCUACUGGUGUUUAUCUGUACAAAAAAGCUUUGUUGAAUGUUUCUCUCUAUAUAACUGUAAAAUAAAUAUGAAGAAUGCAAACUAAUUCAUAA